Messenger RNA from Hyphopichia burtonii NRRL Y-1933, 829 nucleotides. Its product is annotated as mitochondrial 54S ribosomal protein uL16m. Gene Ontology annotation, cellular component: ribosome; mitochondrial large ribosomal subunit. Gene Ontology annotation, molecular function: structural constituent of ribosome; rRNA binding. The record is from RefSeq and is a predicted model, not a curated record. NCBI's taxonomy places the organism in Eukaryota, Fungi, Ascomycota, Pichiomycetes, Serinales, Debaryomycetaceae. Gene Ontology annotation, biological process: mitochondrial translation. Bases 48 to 767 code for a protein of 239 amino acids. The transcript has a single exon.
AUAGAUAUACAUAUAUCUGAACAAGAGAUCAUAAGUUAUACUUUAGAAUGUUAGGACUUGGAAGAUCACUUCUUUCGCUGUUCAGAGUGGGCACAUCACCAAUCACCUCAUCGUUCAGCCCAUUAAGAUCCACAGCCACCCCAGUCAUUAAUACCAACAGCAUUUUCAGCAGUUUCAUUGCUAAAAGAUUCAAACAUGAAUACGAGCCACGUUUCAAGAGAGUGAGAAAAGCUUUCAAAGGUAGAGUCACUGUUAGAACUGGUGGAUCCAUCAAGGGUAAUAAAUUAGAAUUCGGCCAAUUUGGAUUAAGAUUAAAAUCUAAUGGUAUUCGUAUAUCAGCAGCUCAGCUUGAGGCCGCAGCUAAAACCAUAAAAGCAGAAACCAAAUCGCAAAAGGGUAAGGUCAUUACUAGAUUCGUUUGUGAUCUUGCUGUGUGUGUCAAAGGUAAUCAAACAAGAAUGGGUAAAGGUAAAGGUGCUUUCGAUCACUGGGCAGUUCGUGUUCCAACUGGGAAAGUUUUAUUUGAAUUGGGUAAUAAUGUCCACGAGAGAAUUGCCAGAGAAGGUUUGAGAAAAGCAGCUCAAAAAUUACCAGGUUUAUAUGAAAUCAUUGAUGAAAAAUCUAAAAUUAGAGUCAGUAUUGAUGAGUUAAUAGAUCAACCAAAACCAGUUGACUAUCUCACAGAAACUAAUAAAAACCCCCCAAAGAAAUGGCUUAACCGUCAAGCUGCUAAAUUGCCUGAAUAUAUGAUGUUCAGAGGUCGUUAGAUUCUCCUAAGCAUUCUUAACUUGUAUAUAUUUGUAUAUUUUAAUAUCAUUCUAAUACGUCU